AUGUCCACCCAACCACCACCACCACCACCACCACCACCUCAACAACAACAACAACAAUCACCCACCUCCUCACCCACCCCCUCCCAGCGCACCCUCGAAGCCAAAGCAGCCUUCACCGCCUCCCUCCGCUCCGCCGGCGCAAACUACGAUGCCGAGCUGCGCGACCGCGCGCGCACGCUGCACGAGAACGCCGCCGCGCUAGACAAGCAGGAGGCGGAGCUGCGGCGGACGACGGCCGAGCUGGGCCGGCAGAAUGAGCAGUGGGAGAAGGUGGCGGAUACGGCGCGCGAGGGGCUCAAGGAGAUUGGGGACGUGCAGAAUUGGGCGGAGUUGAUUGAGAGGGAUUUUUUGGUUGUGGAGGAGAUGUUGAGGGAGGUGGAGGCUAGGGAGGAAGGGGUGGGAGAGGAAGGGGAGGAGGAGGAGGAGGGGCGGAUGAUGAUGGAUGGGAAGGGGAAGGGGAACGGCAAGGGAAAGGACGAGGGGAAGGGUGGGUGGUUGAGGUGGUGGUGA
Molecule: messenger RNA, 510 nt
Organism: Aspergillus lentulus
Lineage: Eukaryota; Fungi; Ascomycota; Eurotiomycetes; Eurotiales; Aspergillaceae
Product: biogenesis of lysosome-related organelles complex 1 subunit 1
Biological process (GO): endosomal transport
Cellular component (GO): BLOC-1 complex
Source: RefSeq, a predicted model, not a curated record